AUGAUUACUGGUUCCGAAAUUUCAUCGUCCUUGUUCCUUUCCAAAACACAUCAUCAACAGCACCAGGUUACCACAAGAACCAAUACUCUUGCUACCAACAAAAGGCUAUCCGCCCAAAAACAACACAUUCAUUCUGCUCAAGAUCGAGCUCCAAAGAAUUGGGAAGAUUUUGUCUUUGAUCAUACGUGGAGAGGUUUUUUAGACGAUGAUGCUCAAAGUUAUGAGAGCGAGAUCUUUACAAUUAAAUUGGAUAAUACAACCAAUAGUGUGGAUGUUCAUAUUUUGAAAACUUCGGACUAUGAACAUAGUAUCCGACAAUAUCCAAUUUUCAUUCAUUUGACUGGAAAAUAUGAAAUUCAGAAAAACCUUACCACACAAUUUGAUUUUAUUGUGAAUCAAUUGAGCUGUGAAAAUUUAUUGUUGCCAAAUGGAUUAAUGGAUCCUUCUGGAUGUAAAACAUAUUCUGAAUUGUGGACACCAGAGAAAAAUUACUCGUACUCAUUAUAUGAUGUCGACGAAGAUGGAGAGAACUUGAAUUUUUAUUGGUCUAUUGAAUAUUCAAUGCCAGACAAACAAUUUCCAGUAUUUUGGAAAGGAUUAGUUUACCCUGUUGACAGAUUUUCAUCAUGUUCAUUUUCAUCAUCCAUGUGGAGAAUGGAUCGAAUGGAUAUUUUUCCAAAUUUUGCCCAAAAUGCAUUUUUGCGUCUCGCAGAUCAAACAUUUGUGUUGCAAGUGAAUCAAAAUAUUGAUUACUCCACAGCACGAACGAUAUGCAAAUUACAAGAUAACUUUUUAUCCUUAAACAUUUCUGGAAAAUAUUCAAUGAUUCCAGAACUUGGUAUUAUGGUCGCAACCAAAUCUACUUGCGAAGACUUACAAUUUUGGGUACAGGACAUUACUGACUGUAAUUUGUGUCCAAAAAUUGGGCGAGCUUUUGGUCUUACAUCACUGGUGUUUUUUGGCGUACAAAAUCAAGGAUGCAACACCAUCAAGUUGCAAGCAGAACAGACGGGUAAUACCAUGCAGGGAUACAGAAUACAAAAUGUGGAGACUCCUAAACCCAAACAAUGGGUUAAUCCUAUCAUUUGUGACAACAAUCACAAUGUAAUCAUUGCAGUGAGUGUCUCGGUUAUUUCAGGUAUUAUGAUUGCCAUCAUUUCUUUUGGAAUAUGCACAUGGUGCUUCUUUUGGAGAAAAAACAGAAGACCUGCAUAUCGACCUCUCGAGUAA
Molecule: messenger RNA, 1230 nt
Organism: Naegleria fowleri
Lineage: Eukaryota; Heterolobosea; Eutetramitea; Acrasida; Naegleriidae
Exons: 1
Coding region: 1-1230 (409 amino acids)
Source: RefSeq, a predicted model, not a curated record